Achroia grisella is the source of this 891-nucleotide messenger RNA. It is a transcript of the gene RpL14, whose product is annotated as large ribosomal subunit protein eL14. The record is from RefSeq and is a predicted model, not a curated record. Lineage: Eukaryota; Metazoa; Arthropoda; Insecta; Lepidoptera; Pyralidae. The transcript has 8 exons. Gene Ontology annotation, cellular component: ribosome; cytosolic large ribosomal subunit. Gene Ontology annotation, molecular function: structural constituent of ribosome; RNA binding. Gene Ontology annotation, biological process: translation; ribosomal large subunit biogenesis. Bases 114 to 635 code for a protein of 173 amino acids.
UUCAUAAUACAUAUUCACUAUUCCAUAGAGUUCAAUAAUUUAUCAUUCAUUCCAUAAAGUUUAUGGUCCGAUUUUAGUUUCUUUUCCUUUUCUUGGCAAGGCAUUGCGAGAACAUGCCUUUCGCUCGGUACGUAGAACCGGGGCGUGUCGCCCUGGUGGCCGAUGGAGCCCUAAAGGGAAAGUUGGUUAGCGUGGUAGAUAUCAUAGAUCAGACACGCGCACUUGUUGAUGGACCCGGCAGCGGUGUUCCUAGACAACAAAUCCGUCUGAAUCAACUUCAUUUAACUAAGUUCCGCCUUAAAUAUCCCUUCACUGCACCUACACGUAUCGUAAGGAAAGCAUGGACCGAUGCUAAACUUAAUGAGAAGUGGGCCGAGAGCCAAUGGGCACAGAAACUGGCUAAUAAAGAAAAACGCGCCCAAAUGACAGACUACGACAGGUUCAAGUUAACAUCAGCCCGUGUAAAGAGGAACCGCGCCAGGACAGCAGUCUUUAAGAGCUUGAAGGUGAAGGCGGCGCGUGCGGGCACCUUUGGCAAGAAGAAAGUCCCUAAAACACCAGCAAAGAAACCGCGUACAAAGAAGCCCGCCGCUAAGAAACCAGCCAAGAACCUGUAUCAACGGAGUGUUAUUUAAGAUAUUGAUGGAGACAGAGCAUGAAAAUAGAUUUGUAAAAGAAGCAAGAUAUCUAAGAAUGAAAUAAAGAUUGCCAUAACCUGCUAACUUACCGAGUUGGAAUCAUUUGGAGUACAUGGAGUUUCAGUUUUCUGUUCUUAAAUCGGUCAGUUGAAGCUAACAACUAGGAGAAUUUUCAGCAAUCAUUGAUGAAUAGAAGAAAUGAAAAGGAAUACAUAUUGCAUUUGACUACAUCAUUGGUCUGGUUAUUGUUAUG